AUGGCUGAACUACUGGACGGCGUCGAGCUUAUCAAUCAAGAAGGAAAAAGGGUGAAAGCCGAAGAGCAUCUGAAAGGAAAGCUUGUCGGUCUCUACUUCAGUGCCGGAUGGUGUGGACCAUGUCGAAUGUUCACGCCAAAAUUGAAGAGAUUUUAUGAAAAAAUUGUUGGUGAAGACAAUAAGGACUUCGAGGUCGUGUUUGUCUCUCGUGAUCGUGAAGAGGAAGAUCUACUGGAAUACUUCAAUGAAAAGCAGGGGGAGUGGGUGACUAUUCCUUUUGGAGAUCAAAAGAUUAAGGAGUUGCUAGACAAAUACGAAGUGCAAACAAUCCCAGCUUUGCGAGUCAUCAAAUCCAAUGGGGAAAUCGUUGUCAACGAUGCACGCACUGAAGUUCAGGAAAAGGGACAAGAGGAUCCAGAAGCGCUUUUUGAAGAGUGGGAAGCGUUCAGCAUGUGCAACAUGUCCGAUGUGAUCCAGAAUUUCCUGGCUGGCGGUGUUGGAGGAGCAUGCACUGUGGUAGUAGGACAUCCUUUCGAUACAAUCAAAGUUCGCCUUCAAACGAUGCCAAGACCGGCACCUGGACAAAAACCCUUGUUUGCUGGGGCGUUCGAUUGUGCUCGGCAGACGGUCGUGAAGGAAGGAGUAUUUGCACUCUACAAGGGUAUGGCGGCGCCACUGGUUGGAGUGACGCCUUUGUUUGCUGUUUUCUUUGGAGGUUGCGCAGUUGGCAAAUGGUUGCAGCAAAAGAAUCCAGAAGACGAGUUGACAUUUGUUCAAAACAUGAACAGUGGUGCUUUGGCUGGAGUCUUCACGACAAUCAUUAUGGUCCCAGGAGAGCGAAUCAAGUGUCUUUUGCAGGUCCAACAAUCUGGGCACAGCCCAUCGGGGGUUCAAUAUAAAGGACCUCUCGAUGUUGUCAAGAAGCUUUGGAAGCAAGGAGGAAUUGCUUCGAUCUACAGAGGAACGGGCGCCACUUUGCUUCGAGAUAUCCCUGCCUCGGCUGCUUACUUAUCCGUUUACGAAUAUUUGAAAAAAGCGUUCAGUGGGGAGCAUGGAGAAGGAAAAAAUAAAAAGCUUUCUCCGGGAGCUACACUGAUGGCUGGUGGACUUGCUGGAAUUGCUAAUUGGUCAGUAUGCAUUCCUGCUGACGUAUUGAAGUCGAGAUUGCAAACAGCGCCGGAAGGGAAAUAUCCUGAUGGAAUUCGUGGUGUUUUGAGAGAAGUGUUGCGAGAAGAAGGACCCAAAGGACUUUUCAAGGGACUUACACCGAUCCUGCUUCGAGCUUUCCCAGCCAACGCAGCCUGCUUCUUCGGGCUUGAACUGACGCUCUCCCUUUUCAGACUUUUUGGU
Mesorhabditis belari is the source of this 1350-nucleotide messenger RNA. The record is from the annotation of a GenBank genome assembly. NCBI's taxonomy places the organism in Eukaryota, Metazoa, Nematoda, Chromadorea, Rhabditida, Rhabditidae.